Molecule: messenger RNA, 2116 nt
Organism: Daucus carota subsp. sativus
Lineage: Eukaryota; Viridiplantae; Streptophyta; Magnoliopsida; Apiales; Apiaceae
Product: tabersonine-19-hydroxy-O-acetyltransferase
Exons: 1
Coding region: 199-1557 (452 amino acids)
Source: RefSeq, a predicted model, not a curated record
GGUUCCUUAUAUCUGUGCUUGAUUCUCGCCCUUUCAUGCAAUAUUAGGCUAUAUAUAUGCUCACCUUAUAGCAAUUUAAACAGCAACAUAUGAAGCCUAAUCCACCUCUUAAAUUCAAUUAGUAUAUAUAAAUUCACCAAUUUGAACCUGGCAAUUUGAAGCAGAAAGCAUCAAGUUUUAUCUAGGAAGUCAACAUAAAUGGCAUUGAGAGGAUUGAUUCGGUCAUCGAUCUUUAGAAGGCAGCUGCAUGUGAUAUCGAGAUCAAGCAGCAACAUCAGACCAGCUUCUCCAACUCCCUCAAAGCUCAAACAAUACAACAUUCCUUUACAUGAUCGCAUGAUUCCAGAUUUUAGUAUUCCCAUGGUUUUCUUUUAUCCCAUCAACUCUAAUCACAGUUCAAAAGCAAUCCCUGAUAAUGUGUCCAAGUCAGAUGUACUCAAAAAGUCUUUAUCCGAGACACUUUCCAAGUACUACCCUUUUGCUGGUAGGCUAUGUUCUGGAUCCUACGUUGAUUGUAACGAUCAAGGCGUUCAUUUUGUUGAUGCCCAAAUCGAAUGUAAGUUGUCAGAGGUUCUGGAAAAACCUCCUGUAAAGGAAGAAGAAGAAGGUUUAGGCCAUCUCUUUCCACCGCGAACAAUUUGGAAUCAGUUGUCUGAUCUUUAUGGCGGUACUGUAAUGCAUGUUCAAGUAAAUCAUUGCACUUGUGGAGGAAUUGCUCUAGCAGUUAGUCUUAGUCAUCUUCUUGGAGAUGCUCUUACUCUUUGCUCAUUCCUAAGGUAUUGGGCCUCUUUGUCAUUCAACUCAGGUGAUCACCAGAAAUCAUUACAUCUAUGUCCACGAUUCGUGUAUGAGCUGCUGCCUCCGUCAUAUGACAGAGAUUCAAUCCCAAUUGUGUCAUAUCCAGAUAAGAAUUGGACCACUAAGGCGAUCGUGUUUCCCAACAAAAAGCUAGCAAAACUCAAGGCAGCAGUGGAAAAUGAAGACAAAGUAGACGGAGUAGUAGAAGAUCAAAAAUACACCCGAAAUGAGCUUCUGACAGCACUCAUUUACAGAUGCAUUGUAGCAGCCGUAGCCAGAACAAAUUCAGGAACACGUGAAGGUUCAGGUUUUAUCCGGAGUGUUAACGUGAGACCUCUGCUUGAUCCGCUCCUGCCAGAAACAAGUGUAGGGAAUUUCGUGAUUCCAAACUACAUUCUAACAAGCACGGAGAGUGAGACAAAGUUCAGAACGUUGGUAGGACGAAUGCGGGAAGAGAAGAGGCAGCUAAAUGGAAUCAAGAGCCUGGAAGGGCAUCAAGUGGAAACAAAAAUACGUGAGUUGAGUAAAAAACACAGGCUCUAUGGUAUUAGCAGCAUGUGUAAUUUCCCACUGUAUGAUGUGCUGGAUUUCGGGUGGGGAAAGCCGAUGAAUGCUGUGCUUGUGGACACACCGAUGGUUGAUUGCGUUAACCUCAUGGAUACCGCAAAUGAUGGUAUCAGGGCUAUGAUAGGUUUAGGAGAGCAGGACAUGAAAUUCUUUUUGGCGCAAGAAGAUUUGCUCACUUAUGCAUCUCUUUAAUAGCUUGUCAAAUUCCUUGUCUCUCAGCACCAAACUGUUGGUUUUAAUAAUCGAACACGCUCAUCCUUGAUAGAACCUCAACUACGUGUUUAUUUUUCAACUUCUCCAUCAAAGUCAUAAUACUAAUCAAGUCAUCACACCGUUUUUUAUCUAAUAUUUACACGAUGUGAAACUUGGAUUGGAUGCGGGUACAACAAAUAUGCCAAGGUCCAAGGAUACAAAAGAAGCUCUUGAGUCUUGGGUGGAUAGAAACCGAUGGCUUUUCCUUUUUUCAUUAUUGUAAUCUUCUCUUUUCAGUUUGUUUCUAUUUCAAUUUUCUGACUUGUAUUUUUAGGUUGUUUUCUCUCCUUGAUAAGAUGUUUGUUUUCGCUUCUUGAUUGUAAGCGUGCGUGGGUCUUGAUUUGGUGAUAAAAUUUUGUAUAAGAUCACAAUUCUGGUCGAUAGCUCAAACGAUAGCUCCAUUGGGCCAAUGAUGAAGAGGGUACCACGACACUAAUUGAACUAGAAUGUAUGCAGUUGUAUUUGUAUAUACAUUAUCUUCAAAAUAAUGUUUAACUGU